AUGAAAUAUUCAUCCAACGAAAAUGAAUUGGAAGAGACUAAAUUCAUCAAUGGAAUUAGAAGAGAACAGCAACACGUUCACCUAGAUUUAAACGAAACGUGCCUGGGUAAGAAAGGAUGGAAGAAGUUGAGGCUGACCAUUCUCGUCGGAUUUUUGGUGGGAUUGGCUUCGUUGAUUGCUGCUGUAGUCAUUAUACUCCUGGCUCCAAAAUGUCCUUACCGACCCGACCUGAAAUGGUACGACAAGAACAUUGUGUACGAAAUCAUGCCCGAAUCUUUCCAAGAUUCAAGUUUCAAAAAUAAAAAUAUUUACCCUAAAAAAGGAGAUGGAGUUGGGGACCUCAAAGGAAUUUUGGCUCGUUUGGAUUACCUGAAGGAUAUUGGUAGCAAGGUCCUUUACAUCAACUCAAUAUAUGAAAGCAAUGAUGAGGAUCAUAAAGCAAUUGUCAAUCAUACAAAAAUUGAUGAAAUAUAUGGCUCUAUGGAAGACUUUGUAGAACUUUGUAAGGUCACUAAAGAGAUGAAAAUGCGACUGAUCAUGGACUUCAUCCCAAACCACACAGGAAAACAAAGCGAGUGGUUCUCAAGGAGUCAAAAUAAAGAAGGAAAAUAUACUGACUAUUACAUCUGGACCGUCUGUGAUCCACACACAUAUGGCAACUUAAUGGUUAUAGGUAGAGGAGCGUGGUCGUAUGACGACACCAGAAAGGAGUGCUACUUCCAUCAGUUGGAGAGCGACAAGCCAGACCUGAACCUCAGGAGCGCAGACGUCAGACAGGAACUUGAGAGCAUCUUGCGUUUCUGGUUAGACAAAGGAGUGGAUGGUUUUCAUGUUCAGGAUUUUCAGCAUCUCUACGAGGACGAAAUCCUGGGAAAUGGCACUCUUGUUAAUGGGAAGACAGACAGUAAUGCCAAGUUGCUUAAAGCCUGGAAGUCUGUGUUGGAGUCGUACAAUACCAAGCCAGGCAGAGAAAAGGCUCUUAUUGUGACGGCCAAGGAUGACCUGAACACAACCAUGGAUUACUUUGAUGCAGGAGUCACCAUUGUACGAGUCACCCCAUUGUCCGAGAGUGGGGCUUCAUUGACUGAGAGCAAUACUUCAUUGGCUGAACACAUGGAAACCAAGCUGAAAAAUGCCAACUCCAAUUUUAAGAGAAUCGGAUGGAUGUAUGGUGACAAAUAUUCCAGUCGAUUAACCAACAGUUUGGAUGGCCCAGUACAAAUUAAAGCUUUGUUGACUCUACAAGCCACUCUGCCCGGAGUCCCAUUUAACUACUAUGGGAACGAGAUCGGAAUGACUGACCACCCCACACUGUCUGCACCUAAGAAGUACAGGACUCCAAUGCAGUGGAAUUCUAAAGGAACAGGAUUCUCCCAAAAUACUCCAUGGGUGGAUCGAAAUCCUGACUACAUUACAGUCAAUGUUGAGACUGAAAAUGCCAUUGGAGAUGAAUACACAACACUUAAGGUGUACAAAAGGCUUCAGGAGCUGAGAGAGAACGAGUCUUUCCAGUGGGGAACAAUGAGUGCGUAUAGGGAUGGGGACCUCCUGAUGUACACCAGAAAGGCCGAUGGAUUCCCGGGAUACCUGGUGGCCAUUAACCUCGGAACCAGUAAGGUGACCGAAACUUUCCAUGCAGCCACCGGAAUUCCCAAGGCAGUCAAGGUGGUCUUCCAUACUCACAAGGACGACAACAGCGCCAUCAGUUUGUCAGAUACUCCCUACAUACUGGAUCCAAGUCAUGCCGUUGUUUUGGAAUAUCAAUAAAAUUUUAUAAUUUAGGAAAAACUGUUUUAAAAGACCAAGAAAACGAACUUAAUUUGAAUUCCGUUUUUUUAAAAGGCAAUUAAAAACACAAGCUUAUUUUGGAAUGAAUUUGGAAUUUUGAUCGGUUAAAAAGAUUGAAGUUAAUUUGAUUAUCAUAUUGGUAAAGAAAUAUAUUUUUCAAAAGUCGAGAAAAGACAUAAAGUUAUGUUUUGAAAUGUUAAUGUCCUUCUUACAAACUUACUACAAUAUUGACAUGAAACUAUUUAUUACUGAAUUACUUAAAAAAAAAGAGAUGGUCAUCAUGGAGUUGUUUCUUCUCUGUAUAAAUAUUGAUUAACACAAUGAUGAUGUAGCUGUGAAUCUUCUCCUUUUUCUUGAGAUAAUUUGUACUGUUUGUAUUUAUAUACAUGUAUGUAGGUAUAUACCAAUACAUUGUACCAACUUGCUGUGUGUUAGAGUCUGUGAGAAAGUGGUGUUCUGUCUGUAUACUAUAAAAAUAAAAAAUUGCAG
Messenger RNA from Magallana angulata, 2277 nucleotides. Its product is annotated as neutral and basic amino acid transport protein rBAT-like. The coding region runs from base 1 to 1767 and encodes 588 amino acids. Gene Ontology annotation, biological process: carbohydrate metabolic process. Lineage: Eukaryota; Metazoa; Mollusca; Bivalvia; Ostreida; Ostreidae. The transcript is spliced from 8 exons. The record is from RefSeq and is a predicted model, not a curated record.